AGGCCUCAAGUGGCCAAAACCCUCUCAAUUACUUUCAAUUGGCAACAUCCAUGCACUCGGAGAGUCUGGGUAAUCACUCCAAAUUUAGAGAGUGUAAACUUGUAAUGGGGCUGAGGGGAAAUGAGCAGCUUCCUUCCCUCGGCACAGGCGCUGAGAAAUCGAAAUGGAGGCAAAUGCUGCUUUUUGGAGGCCGAAUUUCAGCUUCGCCCCUUGCUUUCGCUGCGUGUCCCUCGGUGCCAGCUCAGUGACAGCUGUCCCUGCUGGGCCACCCUGCUCUGGCCAGCUCCGCAGGGAGCAGCAGCAGCAGGGGCUCUGCUGCCUGUGGCUCAGCACGGGAGCCCAAACCUGCAGGUCCGGGUGCCCUCCCCUGUGCUGCUGGGUGGGGAUGGUGUGGCUCAGCGCUCGGGCUUGCCAAGGGCUUGGCUUGGCCAGCAGCUCCCGGCAGGCACAGCCCCAGCGCCGGGGCCAGGAGCAGCCGUGUCCCUGCAGCACCCCGCAGCCACGCGUCCCCCAGCCUGCUGCAGACAACUGUGGAACAUUCUGGCGUUUGAAACAGCAUGCAGAGAAUGGAAACAGCUGGCUGGAGAGGUUGCAGCUGAAUGCUCACGGUGGGAACCUGAGAAGAGGCUUGACAGGACUGGGGCACUGCUUCUAAUAUCUGAAUAUGACUGAGUGAAAGUGAAAUUUCAGUGCCUGCCAGCUUGUGGUUUAUUGUCACAGGAACAGGAAGUUUCCAGGAGGAGAAGCAGUCUCCUUCUGUGGAUGCAUCAAAACCACAAACUAUGAAGCCAUCUGAAACUAGGUCUACACCGACAACCAAAGCAGGAACUGAAAAAAACACCCAGUCAGACAAGCCAACAGACUCUCAAAAUAAACAGCUGUCUGAAGAGAAGCAAAAGGAACCCAGUGAUGGAAACAACCAAACCACACCUACUGUGACAACAGCUUCUAAACCAAAUAACACAGGAAAAGUAACUACAACUCAGGCUGGCCAGCCUCCACCAGCAACAUCCACAGAGACACCAAAGCAAAAGUCCACGGAGAUGUCCACUGUGACGGGUGCAGCUGCUGGAACAGGCACAGCUGGUGCAAGUGUGGCUGCUGCUGCUGACAAAUCAAGUACUGAGCCUGGCAUGGAUGAGUCAGCACUUGAUAGCCUGAUAGAUACCCUUGGUGGACCUGAGGAAGAUGUGCCCACUACUCCUGUUUACACUGGCCCGGAAAUUACGGAAGAUAUAUAUUCAAGAUACUUGGAAGAACUGGGCAAACGGGAAGGUAGUCUCCCUCCAGAGUACGUUAAACUGUUGAAGAGCAAAGGAUAUGGCAAAGAUGUGGUCCCACCAAAACCGAAUGUGCAAGAUGAAAAGCCAAUGACAGAUGAUGAGCUUGCAGACGCCCUGUCAUCUGACUUCACCUGCAGUGCUGCUUCUGCUCAGGAGAAGACAAGUCUUACAGAGAAACCAAAUAAAGAAGGAGAAACUGUGCAAGCACAAGCAGCAAGUUCAGUCAAGACCUCAGUUCCUCCUAAGGAGAAGAAAACAAAAUCAAAAGAGGAAAUGAAAGAUGAUGCAAUGGAUGCUCUUCUGGAUACUCUUGGAGGACCUGAACCUGAACCUGAAGAAGAUCCUACCCCUGUUGUAGAGGUGUCAGAGGCUAAAGCCAAAGAGAAGAAGGAACAAAAGGCUGGAGAACAUGAUGAUACAAUACCUCCAGAGUACAGGUUAACACCAGAGUUGGAUAAAGAUGGAAAACCAAUACUGCUGAAGCCUGAAGAAAAACCAAAGCCUAUGAGUGAAUCUGAUCUUGUUGAUGAAUUUUCAAAGGACUUUGCCUGCCCUGCACAGCCUGCAGUACAACCCAAAGCACCAAAGCCCAGCAACACAUCCAAAAAGCAAUCAGGUUCUGUGUCUGCAAAAGCCACUGAGGAUAAGGUGGUCUCCCGUGCCACAGCUUGCACUGUGCAGUCUGCAGCUCCUGUACCUUCAGUCGGUCCUGUGUCAGAUGAAGCACUGGAAGCCUUGUCCAGUAGCCUAGGAAAGAGGGAGCCUGAUCCAGAUGAGAAAAAACCUGCUGUGGACAAAGUUAAGGAGAAAACCAAAAAGAAGCAACACAAAAAACUGGGUGAAGAGGAAGAAACAAUUCCUCCAGAAUACAGAUUAACAGAAACCAAAGAUAAAGAUGGAAAACCACUCCUACCAAAACCAGAAGAGAAGUCACAGCCUAUGAGUGAAAAUGAUCUUUUAGAGGGUUUGACAGAAGGAUUUUCCUGUUCUCCAUCACCACCUGCACCAUUGCCUACAUCAACUGUGCUAAAGAAAUCCAAGGAUGGUGCCAAGCCUGCGAGUUCCUCGGAUGUGAUCUCUGCUGCUACGGUUUCCUCAGUGCACUCAGCAGCCCCUGCACCUUCUACCACUGGAGGAAAAGAGAUGGAUGAAGCCUUAGAUCUCCUGUCUGAUUCCCUGGGACAGAGGGAACCUGACCCUGAUGAGAACAAACCAGUUGUGGAUAAAGUGAAGGAAAAGGCUAAAUCUGAACACAGAGACAAGCUUGGAGAGAGAGAUGAAACAAUCCCACCUGACUAUCGAAAACUUCUGGAGUCAGGUGAGCAGAGUAAACCAGCAAAGCCAACAGCAAAGGAUGAUGUGAAACACAAAGGAAAGAAGAAACCUGUGGAUGACAGUGCAGCUAUUGAUGCCUUAUCAGGUGACUUUGAUACUUGUGCAAAGGCUCCUGCUACGCCCCAGCCCUCAAAGUGUAGGACAAAAGUGGAAAGGAAUCUACGACCACUAAACCAAGCUCAAAGGAUAAAGGAAAGCCCAGAGAGCCUAAAACGGCAAAGGGACAGUCCUCCAGCAGCAAAUCUGAGAAGCAGAAAGCAAGCUAAACGUUAACCUUACCAGGAUCCUGCUGCAUCGUGUAAAAUGUCUUCUUUCUGUGGGUGGAUGAUUAUUCCUGAAGAACAAAAGCUGAUGCCAAAAGCACAUAGUUAUUCUGGGUGGUUUUUGUACAGUGAUACUUGCUGGACUUUUUCUCAUCUUUUCUUUUUCUCCCAGUAGUAGACUCAGGUUUAUUUCUCUCCCCUAGCAGUUCAGUUUAUUAAGACUCACAUAGUUUGACUUUUUUGUAAUUUCCUUCAGCAUUCAGGGGGAAAGAAUGCUUUCUAUUUGCAGGAAAUAUAUUGCACCAAUGAAGAGCUAUGCCAAAAAAAAAAAAAAAAAGAAAAAAAAAGAAAGAGAAAAAAUUAUCUGCAGACUUUUGCACAUAAUCUUCACAUAGUGCCUGUAAAUCUCUGAAGAGUUCAUAUGUGCUAGCAUUUUUCAAUGUUGCAGUGGAUGCAUUAAGUAUUCUGGAAUAUAGUGAGCUUUAGUUACCCUCAGCUGGGCUGUGCAGCCUUCUGCUCAGGCCAGCUCCUGGUGGGAAGCUGCAGGCUAGCUGUGGGGUGGCUAAAGAGUGAGAAACUGGGGAUUAGCCGCUUCUUCCAGCACGUCUGGACAUCAAGCAGGUAUCUGGGAUGCUGCCUUUAGCAGUAGUUAAAACACACUAGGGCAGGACUUUUUUUUUUUUUUUUAAUUAUUAGUAUUACCAUUAUUUCCAAUUGUAUCUGUACUGUUAUCUCAUAAUUUCAGGAGUCUCCUGGACUGGACAAAUUACAAAUGUAACAGCUACCAACACAAAGGGGUGGGGAAGGAAAGGAGGGGCACGAGCCUCAGCAGCGAUCAAAGCUCAGGUCCAGGGGCGGGCUCCUUUUUAUCUUAUUUUGCACUGUUUCUAGUCCUCCUGUCCCUGGCACUCCAGCAGGGAACACAGGGGUGGGGCUGAAGGCGUUGCUGCAGGGAGCAAAGCCCCAUUCCUGCUGUUCCCUGUGAGGGCAGGCACAGCCGCAGCCCUGGGUGUGCCACCACCUCCGCGGGCUUCCCUCCGCCUCGCUGCCCUGCAGAAUGUCCUUCUGCACGUCCUGACACGCUCACAGCUCUGCCGUGGGCUGGCAAAGGGAGGCCGCUGGCAGCAGAGCCCAGGGUCUGCGGGCAGGGAUGGUGCAGAGGCUGAAGUUGGGGAUAUUUAGACUCGUGACUGUACUUGCAGUCUGCACCGUGCCGCUCCAAUAAAGUUUUUAAGGAUG
Messenger RNA from Onychostruthus taczanowskii (white-rumped snowfinch), 4120 nucleotides. RefSeq names its product calpastatin (gene CAST). The coding region runs from base 783 to 2891 and encodes 702 amino acids. Lineage: Eukaryota; Metazoa; Chordata; Aves; Passeriformes; Passeridae. The record is from RefSeq and is a predicted model, not a curated record. The transcript has 30 exons. Gene Ontology annotation, molecular function: calcium-dependent cysteine-type endopeptidase inhibitor activity. Gene Ontology annotation, cellular component: cytoplasm.